Messenger RNA from Cucumis melo (muskmelon), 1349 nucleotides. Its product is annotated as homeobox-leucine zipper protein ATHB-6-like. The coding region runs from base 528 to 1184 and encodes 218 amino acids. Gene Ontology annotation, cellular component: nucleus. The transcript has 3 exons. Lineage: Eukaryota; Viridiplantae; Streptophyta; Magnoliopsida; Cucurbitales; Cucurbitaceae. Gene Ontology annotation, biological process: positive regulation of DNA-templated transcription. The record is from RefSeq and is a predicted model, not a curated record. Gene Ontology annotation, molecular function: sequence-specific DNA binding; DNA-binding transcription factor activity, RNA polymerase II-specific.
AGAAGCCAAUGCUUUUUUAGAGAAUAAGUCUCAUUACAUAAAAACAAAAAACACCAUUCCCUUCUUAUUAUAUACUUUCUAAAAAAAUACAUAUUUUUUCUUGGGUAAAGUUUAGAUGCAUCUUGGACAUUACACAUGUGUACAUCUUUUUUUUUUUAUUAUUUUUUCAUCACUUAAAUAAAAAAAUAUUAAAACAUUAUGUAAAAAAUGUCAAAUUUGUUUUACCAAAAGUUACAAUAGGAUGCAUAAAGAUAAAUGGUGUUGUUUUCUUUAUCUCGGUUAUUUAUUUUGAUCCAUCAUGGUGAUCAUGAUUAACUAAUAAUUAAAAAGAUAUAUGAAAUUCAUUUUUCUUUUUUUCUCUCUGCCAUCCCACUUUAAAGGUUCUUCAAAGGUUCCAUCUGAAUUUCUUUUCAGCUAAAUGCUUGGGUUGUGUUUCCAAGAAGAAAUUCAACAAAUGAAACCCAUCAUUUUGGUUUCACCAUAAAACUUCCACCAUUUUCCCUUUUUGUUCUUCAUUUUCAGUGAUCAUGAAGAGAUUUAGCCACUCAGAUUCCUUAGAUUCCUUCAUCUCCUUCUUCUCCCCCAAAGAUCAGCAACCGAAUUCCAAAGCCAUAGGUGGUUACAGCAAGGAGUUUCAAGCAAUGUUAGACAGUUUAGAGGAAGAAGACAACAGCGAAGACGGCGGGAGCAGUGGCGGUUCGGCACCGGAGAGGAAACGUCGGCUGAAACUGGAUCAAGUGAAGGGUUUAGAGAGACAUUUUGAAGUGGAAAACAAACUCGAACCCGACAGAAAAAUGAAGAUCGCAGCUGAAUUAGAACUUGAACCAAGACAAGUUACGAUUUGGUUCCAAAAUCGAAGAGCUCGAUGGAAAACCAAGCAAUUAGAGAAAGAUUAUGGAGUUCUUAAACUAAAUUAUGAUGCUCUUAAACUUGAUUAUGAUGUUCUUGAAAAAGAAAAUGCUUCUCUUGCUUCAAAGGUGAAAGAGUUGAGGGAGAAAGUAAACAGAGCGAUGAAAAAAGGGUCAAUGGAGAGAGAUGAUUCAAACAGAGAUGGGAAUAAUUCGUAUAUUUCAAUGUUGAAGAAUAAUAAUAAUCAAAUCCAAUUUACAAAGGCUAUGAAUGAGGAUCAAAGUUUGGUUAAUUUCUGUUCUGUUGAUCAAGCUCCUUCUCUCCAUUAUUGGUAAAAAAAAAACAAAUCCAUAUGAUCAAUGUUCUUCCAUUUUAUAACAUUUUUAUUUCUUGAUCUUCAUUUUGGUUCUUAGUUUUGGUCUUUUUCUUGUUUAAGAGUAAUGGAUAUAUGUACGUCUCAUGCUAAUGAAAUGUAUAGUUAAGAUCGAUAGUAUUUGUUC